Molecule: messenger RNA, 5507 nt
Organism: Caenorhabditis elegans
Lineage: Eukaryota; Metazoa; Nematoda; Chromadorea; Rhabditida; Rhabditidae
Gene: mrck-1
Product: non-specific serine/threonine protein kinase
Exons: 12
Coding region: 97-4869 (1590 amino acids)
Biological process (GO): animal gross anatomical part developmental process
Cellular component (GO): cytoplasm; cell cortex
Molecular function (GO): protein kinase activity; protein serine/threonine kinase activity; ATP binding
Source: RefSeq, marked reviewed
AUAAUGAAUUUGAAAACAAAACGUGAUUGUUCUCGUUCAGAAUUUGUUUUCUUUCAUUAAAUUCGUUCGUCAGGAUAGUUUGAUAUUUCCAGAAACAUGGCUGAACCACCGCCCGAUGAUUCGGCGCCGGUUCGCCUCAAAACCCUUGAAAAUAUUUAUAUGGAUGGCCCGAGCAAAAAACCCGAGGCACUUUCAUUUGAAACUUUAAUAGAUUCCCUUAUUUGUUUAUACGAUGAAUGCUGCAACAGUACGUUACGGAAGGAGAAGUGUAUCGCAGAAUUUGUUGAAUCAGUGAAAACAGUGAUCAGCAAAGCGAAGAAGCUACGAUUGUCUCGAGAUGACUUCGAAGUUCUCAAAGUUAUCGGAAAAGGAGCAUUCGGAGAAGUUGCCGUCGUAAGAAUGCGUGGUGUUGGUGAAAUUUACGCGAUGAAAAUACUGAACAAGUGGGAAAUGGUAAAAAGAGCAGAAACUGCGUGUUUUCGAGAAGAACGCGAUGUUCUUGUGUACGGAGAUCGACGAUGGAUCACUAAUUUGCAUUACGCUUUUCAAGAUGAGAAGAAUUUGUAUUUCGUAAUGGACUACUACAUUGGCGGAGAUAUGCUUACUCUUUUAUCAAAAUUCGUAGAUCACAUACCAGAAUCAAUGGCCAAAUUCUACAUUGCUGAAAUGGUUCUUGCGAUUGAUUCACUUCAUCGGUUAGGAUAUGUGCAUCGGGACGUGAAGCCUGACAAUGUGCUUCUCGAUAUGCAAGGACACAUUCGGCUCGCUGAUUUCGGAAGUUGUCUGAGGAUCUUAGCCGAUGGAUCUGUUGCGUCGAAUGUUGCUGUAGGAACACCUGAUUAUAUUUCACCUGAAAUACUCAGAGCAAUGGAAGACGGCCGCGGGCGGUACGGAAAAGAAUGUGAUUGGUGGUCACUUGGUAUUUGUAUGUAUGAAAUGCUGUACGGUACAACACCGUUCUAUUCGGAACGACUCGUUGACACUUACGGUAAAAUUAUGAGCCAUCAAGACAUGCUCGACUUCCCCGAUGAUGAAAUCGAUUGGGUUGUGUCGGAAGAGGCAAAGGAUCUUAUACGACAACUUAUCUGUUCGAGUGAUGUUCGAUUCGGACGAAAUGGUCUCAGUGAUUUCCAGUUGCAUCCGUUCUUUGAGGGAAUCGAUUGGAAUACGAUUCGAGAUUCGAAUCCACCAUAUGUACCCGAGGUUUCAAGUCCUGAAGAUACUUCAAAUUUUGAUGUGGACGUUUGUGAGGAUGAUUUUACGCCUUGUGAAACACAACCUCCUCGAGUACUCGCCGCUUUCACUGGAAAUCAUCUUCCGUUUGUUGGCUUCUCAUAUACCCACGGUAGUUUACUAUCCGAUGCUCGAUCACUUACGGAUGAAAUACGAGCGAUAGCACAGCGAUGUCAAGGAGACGCAGAAUUAAUGGAGAAAAGUGUCGAUGGGUUUAUGGUAGAACUCGAGAAUGAGAAGGCCGAGCUUGUGCAAAAACUGAAAGAAGCUCAAACAAUUAUUGCACAACAUGUCGCUGAAAAUCCCCGAUCUGAAGAAGAUAGGAAUUAUGAAUCGACGAUAGCACAGCUGAAAGACGAAAUACAAAUUCUCAAUAAACGAUUGGAAGAUGAAGCUCUUGCUCAACAACAACAAAAGCCGAAAGAUGAAAUUGUGGCGGAAAGUGAAAAGAAAUUGAAGGAAUUGAAAGAACGAAAUAAGCAGUUGGUUAUGGAGAAAAGUGAGAUUCAAAGAGAGUUGGACAAUAUCAACGAUCAUUUGGAUCAAGUUUUGGUGGAGAAAGCUACAGUAGUACAGCAACGAGAUGAUAUGCAAGCUGAACUGGCUGAUGUUGGAGAUUCUUUAUUAACCGAAAAAGAUUCUGUGAAACGGUUACAAGAUGAAGCUGAAAAGGCCAAAAAGCAAGUGGCAGAUUUCGAAGAGAAGCUGAAAGAAAUUGAAACAGAGAAAAUUGCAUUGAUUAAAAAGCAAGAAGAGGUCACAAUUGAAGCUCGAAAGUCGGUUGAAACUGAUGAUCAUCUUUCGGAAGAAGUUGUCGCUGCAAAGAAUACCAUUGCCUCAUUACAAGCAACCAACGAAGAGCGAGAGACUGAAAUUAAGAAGCUCAAGCAGAGAAUGGACGAAGAACGAGCAUCUCAUACCGCCCAAUCAGAACAAGAAAUGAAGCAACUGGAAGCUCACUACGAACGAGCACAGAAAAUGCUUCAGGACAAUGUUGAGCAAAUGAACGUCGAAAAUCGUGGUCUUCGUGAUGAAAUCGAGAAGCUCUCUCAACAAAUGGCCGCUCUUCCACGUGGAGGUCUCAAUGAACAGCAACUCCACGAGAUUUUCAAUUGGGUCAGUGAAGAGAAGGCUACCCGUGAGGAAAUGGAGAAUUUGACGAGAAAGAUCACCGGAGAAGUUGAGUCUUUGAAAAAUAAUUCUCCAUUGACCACGUCCAACUACAUUCAAAAUACACCAUCCGGAUGGGGAUCACGAAGAAUGAAUAACGUUGCCAGGAAAGACGGGUUGGAUUUACAACGACAACUUCAAGCUGAAAUUGAUGCAAAGUUGAAGCUGAAAGCUGAGCUUAAGAACUCCCAAGAACAAUACCUAACAUCAGCUGCCAGAUUAGACGACACUGAAAAACGAAUGGCUUCUCUGAUGCGUGAAGUGGCGAUGCUUAAGCAACAGAAAAAUAUUGAAAACUCUUCGGACAGCGCAUUCUCGUCAACGAUGGGACGUGGUGAUUUGAUGAUCAGCAUGAACAACGAUUACGAGAUGUCAAAUUCAUCAUUGAUGAGACAGGAAAUGAUAUCUCGCCAAUCCACUCCUUCCUACGAAAACGCGAUACUUCUUCAUGACCAUCAAGUGCCAAAGCGAGUUGAUGACUUGAGAUAUAAACAAAAACCAAUGAAAACGGCUAGUGGAAUCUUCUCUCCAGUAUCGAUAUCAGCUAUGGAACGAGGUCAUAACUUUGAGAGAAUGAAGAUCAAAACACCCACCAAAUGCGGGCAUUGUACAUCGAUUCUCAUUGGUCUUGAUCGUCAAGGAUUAUUCUGUCAAAGCUGUCAGUAUGCAUGCCACGUGUCAUGUGCAGAGCGGGUGUCUCAAUCGUGUCCUGUGCCAGAAGAAGAACGUCGACCACUGGGAAUCGAUCCGACACGCGGAGUUGGAACAGCUUACGAAGGUCUUGUGAAGACACCUCGUGCUGGAGGAGUUCGGAAAGGAUGGCAAACUGCAUACGUUGUAGUAUGCGAUUUCAAACUUUACCUCUACGAUUGUACUGUGGACAGACAAAACAAAAUGCAAGAUGUAAAGAAUGAGAUUCGAUUGGUGCUUGACAUGCGUGAUCCUGAUUUCACCGUUUGUGGAGUCAGUGAAGCCGAUGUUAUUCACGCUCAGAAAGGUGAUAUUCCAAAAAUUUUCCGAGUCACGACAACUCAAAUUUUGAAUUCAUCAUCUGAAUAUUCGUCUUCAUCGAAGUUCUAUACAUUGUUCAUGGCUGAAACUGAAGAAGAAAAACGAAAAUGGGUGGUUGCUCUGAGUGAACUGAAGACAUUGCUGAGAAGAUCAAAGCUGGCGGAUCGAAAAGCAUUCCUUGUGAAAGAAGUUUUCGAUGUGACAACACUUCCAUCUAUCCGAGUUGCUCAAUGCUGUGCGAUCAUUGAUCGAUCGAAAAUAGUCAUAGGAUUCUCGGAUCACGGAUUAUACUGCAUCGAGAUUAGUCGCCAAUUGCUGAUCCCUGUUGGUGGUGAGAAAGAGAACAAACAGCGGUGUGUUGAAACAGUUGAGUACGACGAAGCCGAGCAAUUGCUCAUGAUGAUUGUUGGUCCAGCCAAGGAUCGUCAUGUUCGGAUAGUUCCAAGUGCAGCACUGGACGGUCGAGACUUGAAAUGGAUCAAAGUGAACGAUACGAAAGGAUGUCAUUUGCUGGCUGUUGGUACCAAUAAUCCUGGUGGAAGAGCUGGUUUCUUUGCUGUUGCCUUCAAAAAGAGUGUCACCAUCUUCCAAAUAGAUCGGUCAGAGAAACGGCACAAAAAGUGGAAGGAUCUCGCCAUGCCAGGCACUCCCCAAUCAAUUGCUAUUUUCAACGGCCGUCUAUACGUUGGAUUCUCCCACAGCUUCCGUUCCUGGUCACUUGUUGGAGUUGACUCAUCGCCAGUCGGAAGUGGUGAUGCAAGUGGAGCCGUUCUUCAGCAUAUCUCUCUUGUCAACAUGGAGGACACUUCACUGCAAUUCCUCAACCAACAAACAUCCUACGAGGCAAAAUUGAUUGUGAAUGUACCAGGUUCUCCAGAUGAAUAUCUCCUCGUGUUCAAUAUGAUUGGUCUUUAUGUCAACGAAAUGGGCCGUCGAUCUAGGCUACCAGAAGUGAUGUUCCCGACACAGGCCAAAUAUUUCGCCUACCACGAGCCGUAUUUAUGUGUGUUCUCGGAGAAUGAAGUCGACAUUUUCAAUGUGACCCUUGCUGAAUGGGUUCAAACAAUCAAUUUGAGAUCGGCAAAACCACUUUCUGGUGAUGGAAUUCUCUCAACAUGCCUUUGCAAUGACUCUCCAAUAUUCGUACUUCUUCAAAAUGUGCUCCAAGAUCAAGAUUCAAUAGAAGUUCCAGUGAAUUUGGCAUCUGGAAGCACUGAUGGACGGAAAGUGACGCGACGGAAGUUCACCUUCCGAACAAUCGGAAAAGAUGAUAGGAGUGCUUCGGAGCGUCGGAGUCACAUACAAAUCUCGACCCCAUCGGAUUUCAUGCAUAUAGUUCAUAUGGGUCCCGCACCGGUCAUGGAGCUACAACAAAAUUUCAUUGACUUGCAGUCGAAUCAUUCGCAUACUUCAUCCGAUAAGGAUUCACUGAACAGAUCUGUAAAUAACGACUAAUUCUGCAACUCUCUCCUUCUCGUCUACAUACUUAUUUUUCUCCCAAUUUCCAAAAAAUCAAAACGAUGUAAAUCUGGUGCUAUCUCCCUCUCUAGACAUAACGCCUUCAUAUCUGGUGCCCUCCCCCUCAUCCCCUCAUCAACUUUGUACUUCUUGUGCGUUUUCUCUUUUUUUUCUCACUUCCGUAGAACAAGCAUAAUUUUAGAAAUAAUCCCCCUCCCCUGAUCAUCUAUUUAUUGACUGUCUCUUGUACUCAUUGUGCACACUUCUCUAUCCAAAGUCGUGACAAUAUUACCAUUUUCUUUUUUUUUUAAAUUUUCUUACGCUAAUUUAUUUCAUUUUACAUUUUUCACUCCUCUCUCAUCAUGUCUCAUUUCAAAAAUUGCUCUCUCUCUCUCUUUCUCAACGAAACGAUUAUUGCUAUUCAAAUUUUCGAUUAUUUUUUCAAUAGAGAAAAAUAUAUGUCUUGUCUUUUUUCUGUAUAACUAAGAUUUUUAAGAUAUUGCUUCAAAACCACCUUUUUUCUCAAAUUUUCCGCCUUUUCGCUCGACAUUCUGGUGUGUAAUUGUGUGUCCGUUUUCUUUUUAUGUGCUUAAACUCCUUUCAAAGUCUCACUGAGAGAUAAAAUCUGUUUUUUU